CUGUAUUUUCUAUAUUCAGCGGAGGAGCACAGCAGUAUUAGCUGCCUCUUGAUUGGUCUUUGGAAUGCGAGCUACGCCAUAAUUGGAGGCUUGCCCACUUCCCAUCCAGCCGCAUCUGCUGCCCUGAAUCAUGUUUUCCGAGCCGGUCGGACGAACCCGCCACGGCUGAGUUUAUAUAACUACGGUUUCGAUCUUCAACUUUCUCGAAAUUUCAACACAUAGUGGGAGUGGUGUUUUCCCUCUUUUUGCCGUCUGAUGGCCAAUCCCACAUACCCCGCCUUGCAUGUCUGCGUUGUUGCAUUGCUUGCCAAGCUAGCUCCUUAGCGGAGCAUUAGCUUGCAGGUAGAGUCAGUCGGCGGUUCUGUUGCUGCACCGCAAGAAAGGGCCGAAGCUAUAUCUGGUCGGUGGAGCUAUGGGCGUUGGCUUGGCAGACCGGUGAUAUUACGGCCGAAAGAGCGAAGCUAUGGCUCAAGGAGGGUUACAUUGGCCUGCUUGAGGACCUCGACAGGAUGCAAUCCGGCUCUUUGGCUGCAUUGUAAGUGAGGGGUAGACAGCUAUACAAUGUUGUUCGGAGACAAUGGGCAAGUAUAAAGAGUGCGGAAAUAGUUGGCAUGGUCGCUAAGUGUAGUGAUAUUGUUUGUUAUUAAACGCGAAUUCGCUAUACAAGGUGUGCUAUACACUCUGUUGACGAUACUCAACCAUGGCUCUCCAUCUUCUCAGCUUGGUAGCCACUGUAUCAGCUGCAGCGCUUGCAAAGAACUCUCUCCCUUGUGACAUUUACGAAUUUGGUGAGACGCCCUGCGUUGCAGCACAUAGCACUACUCGUGCCUUGUACGCAAACUAUAGCGGCCCAUUGUAUCAGGUCGUUCGUGACUCGGAUGGCUCUACCACCAACAUCAACACCAAGUCUCGUGGAGGCAUCGCCGACUCUGGUUGGCAAGAUACUUGGUGUGCCGGUACAACUUGCGGUAUCAGCAUGAUCUACGACCAGUCUCCUCGUGGAAACCAUCUUAGCCGUGCUCCCCCAGGCGGCUUCAAGGGUCCCGAGCUCAAUGGCACCGACAACAUUGCCAGCGCAGUCGGCGCACCCGUUCUCUUAAACGGCAACAGGGUCUAUGGCGUCUUUGUGUCCCCCGGAACCGGCUACCGCCGCGAAGAUGUCAACGGAACAGCUGUUGGUGACGAACCGCAGGGCAUCUACGCCGUAUUUGACGGCGCUCACACCAACAACCAAUGCUGCUUCGACUAUGGCAAUGCCGAAACCAACGCUCUGGAUACAGGCAACGGCCACAUGGAGACUAUUUACUUUGGCGACAUCAACGGCAUGGGCAACGGGAAAGGCAACGGACCUUGGAUCAUGGCCGAUCUGGAGAAUGGCCUCUGGGCUGGCAGCAAGGAAGGCAAUGACCCCGGUGUACCGUCUGUUCCAUUUCGUUUCGUGACGGCUGUAGUCAAGGGCGAACCUAACCACUGGUCCAUCCGUGGCGCUAAUGCGGCCUCUGAUCGCGCCAUGUCUACGUAUUUCGAGGGCGAGCGCCCCAAGAACGGCUACAACCCGAUGAAACGUGAAGGUGCCAUCAUUCUGGGCAUUGGUGGCGACAACAGUGAUUGGUCACAGGGCACGUUCUAUGAGGGCUGCAUGACCGAGGGCUACCCCGAUGAUUCCAUUGAAGACGCGGUCCAGGCCAACAUUGCUUCCGCUGGCUAUGACAUUGCGCCGUUGAUGGAUGGACCCAAGGUCUCUGUUGGAUCAACCAUCUCGUUCCGCGCAGGCAGAUCUGGAAACAACUACCUUGCGCAUGAUCCUCACGCCGGCAACAUUAGCAUCCACACUGUCACCGACGGAAACUCGGCCGACGAGAAGAAGGCCGCGAGCUGGCGAGUGCGCACGGGUCUUGGAAACGCUGGAUGCUUGUCGUUUGAAUCGGUUGACCGCGCUGGCACAUUUAUCAGACACUCUGGGUUUAAGUUACAGGCCGACAAGAAUGACGGCACGAAGCUGUUCCGCGAAGAUGCUACGUACUGUGCUGUGCAGGGAUUCAGUGGUGAAGGAACCAACUCGUUCCGAAACUGGGGCUAUGCGGCGCGCUAUUUCCGGGUGUACAAUGGGUUUGUGUACACAGCGAGCAAUGGCGGCCCGCGUGAGUUUGAUACAAAGGCCAACUGGAACAAUGAUGCGUCGUGGACUGUUGUUGACGGCUUUGCGAGCUAA
Molecule: messenger RNA, 2212 nt
Organism: [Torrubiella] hemipterigena
Lineage: Eukaryota; Fungi; Ascomycota; Sordariomycetes; Hypocreales; Clavicipitaceae
Source: the annotation of a GenBank genome assembly